Molecule: messenger RNA, 2554 nt
Organism: Aegilops tauschii subsp. strangulata
Lineage: Eukaryota; Viridiplantae; Streptophyta; Magnoliopsida; Poales; Poaceae
Source: RefSeq, a predicted model, not a curated record
UGAGGACCUCUGGUAUUUUUUAAAUGGAGGGUUAUGUAAAAUGGCGCUCGCUGGUAGGUUGCGGUGGUAAUUUUUUUUCUUUUUUUUAGAUGAAGGUGAGGUUUUUUUCUGAGAUGUUUUUAUAGAGAACUCUCUAUAUAUUUUUUUUAAUAAAAACAUGAGCACAACUUCCUCUCAAACGGCGCUACAGGAUGACGUCUCAACCACUAGUCACAAACAAUCGGCGUCAAAUCUGCAAUGCACCAAAAUUAGAAAAAUGAAAGUACAAAGAUAGCAGGUAGAGAUCCAACACACAGAUACACAUUACACUUGUCGAAAAUACUUGAUCUUUCUCAUUGUGUACUUUUUACCAUUGGCAAGGAGCAACCGUCAGCCAAACAUACCUGCCCGAUUAAUGUAAACAUGAACAAUUAAUCUAAGCUUGCCGCUGAAUGAUGGUUGCUAGCCAUCAUUCAAUAAAGCCUAGCUGCUUUUUGCUCAAAAAAAAAUUACCUUCCGUUUUCUAAUACUUAAUCUUUAUUGAACAUUGAUAAUGUUUACAGGAAUGGAGUUCACGUCAUGAGGCACUCCCAACGACAAAUGUGCACCAGGAGAAAGGGAAAAAAGCAAAUCUAGCUAAUCGAUGGCUUCAAAGUUUGAAGCUCUAGGCUCAAAAUUAAACCCAGCGUGACUAAAAGCUUUACUGUACUCGUUGAUCUCUCUAACAACGGCACCAUAAUUUCCUCCUGCACCUUUUUUUUAGAACAAUUGCCUCCUGCACCUUGGUUGAUAUGAUUGACCAUUUUUUUUAGGGAUGAUUGACCAUUUAUUGAUGUUACGGGCUUGAUAGGCCCUAUUUUUGUUAAUUCGGGCUGGACCUGGAUGGGCCUUGGUUGCCAGUCCAUGGCCAGGAAGGGGAGGCAUCAGCUCUGCUUCACUGCACCAUCGGCUCUGCUUCACUCCAUCGGCUUUGGUUGCCAGUCUUUGAUAGCUCGAUCCCCUUUCUUACCGAAACCCUAAACGGAAGGACGGCGAGGCGCUGCCGCCGCCGGACAGGAUGGAAGGCGAGGCGCGGCGGCCGCCGGCGUGCGUAUCCAAGGUGCUCGACGACGACAACCUCCUGACGGAGAUCAUCGUCCGCGUCGGCUUCCCCACCAGCCUCGUCCGCGCCGCCUGCGUCUGCAGGCGCUGGCUCAGCCACGCCUCCGACCGCGCAUUCCUCCGCCGUUUCCGCGAGCUGCACCCGCCCACACUCCUCGGCUUCUACAUCGUAGAGUGGGGGGUAUCCGGCCGCCGCACGCUUCUUCCCAAUACUGCCUCAGCCCCCAGAGCUCGCUGCCGUCGUCCGCCGCGCAAACUUCAGCGAGGGGCUACCCUUCUCCAGAAAAGAAGGGGAUACCAUGGUGGGCUGCUCGAACGGCAGUGUCUUCACCCGCCGCCUAAACUUCACCAGCUGCGGAAACUUCGACCUGGACACCUACGAGCUCGUAUUUGCAGUGCACAGCCCGCUGUGCUAUGAGGGAGGUAUGGCCUUCCUCCCAGGAUUACAUCUCAGAAUGCCCUCUUUGUACAGUUGGGCACAACUCUUCUCCAAAGAAGAAGGGGACGGGUCGUCCUACUUUUACGUCAUGGUGGAGGCCCUGGAUACCAUGGAACCUACGUUAAAUGUGUAUAUGUUACAAAAUGGUGGUAAUGCCUGGCACAAACAUCUCACCUUGGUGUCGGACCUCCUCUGGCGUCCAUCUAGUCACAAAGGCGUGCUCAUUGACAACAAAAUCUAUGUCGCGACCUACAAUGCAAUUGUUGUCCUGGAUUUGACGUCCUCAAUCUUAUCGACAAUUCAGCUCCCACACGGGGUGGGUUUUGGCCUAGGCGCCACCGUGUUGUCACGGGCCGAUGAUGGUUCUGUUUUAUAUCUCAUCCAUAUCAAGGAGCUUCAACUUCACAUCUGGCUCCACAAUGGGGACAACUGGCUGCUGGUGGACACCAUUUGCUUGAGUGAAAUGUGUGCUAAUUUUCCUGAGGAUGAGCUUACUACUUGUAUCCGGAUAAACCAUGUGGGGGACUAUAAUGAGUAUGUAUUCUUGGAGAUGGAUCAAUAUGCACUCUACUUGGAUGUCAAGUGCAGGACGCUGCGUAAAGUGUGCGAGAUGAUAGCAGAUGAGUAUCAUUUGGGUGAUAUCUAUCCUUUUAUGAUGAGCUGGCCUCCCAUUUUCCCUACUCUCAGUCCUGCAAGGGAUGCCACUUGAAGAACGAGGAUAUGAGGAAAGCUUUUGGAUGAGUUGUGGAAAGGGUGCCACCAACCAAGAGCACAGAGCUGCAUUUCUGCGGUAGCAGUUCUAACCGUGUUCAUUUUAACUAGCAGUGGAUUGAUUAGGAUGGUAUGUAACUUGAGCAGCUACUCUUGUCAUGUGGCAUCAGUUGGUUAGUAACUUAGUAUGCAUCAGUAGUGUUAGUGUGUAACUCUCUCGCCUGGUUUGUUUGUGUUGUUGUCCACUCCAGCUCGCUACUUGUGAAAACUGUCUUAUUUUGUAUGUUGAGUAGCUAUAUUAUCUGAUCUAGUACUUCUGUUGCA